Messenger RNA from Lutzomyia longipalpis, 2892 nucleotides. RefSeq names its product solute carrier organic anion transporter family member 4A1 (gene Oatp26F). Lineage: Eukaryota; Metazoa; Arthropoda; Insecta; Diptera; Psychodidae. Gene Ontology annotation, biological process: sodium-independent organic anion transport; transmembrane transport. Gene Ontology annotation, molecular function: protein binding. The transcript is spliced from 6 exons. The record is from RefSeq and is a predicted model, not a curated record. The coding region runs from base 660 to 2729 and encodes 689 amino acids. Gene Ontology annotation, cellular component: membrane.
GUGAAAAAAGGGGAAAGUUUCUGCAUAAAUCUCUUUGGUGGAAAAUGUUUACCCAUCUUGAGGAGAUACCUCAUCUCGCUGUUGCCUAGUAAGAGUCAACAAUGUGUGGAGAGAGGAAUGGAAAAAAAAGAGAGUCAAAGAGGGAUUCAUACGGGAAGACGCCAAGAACUUGAUCUGAAAUGCAAGUGAAAGAAUUCUUUGCCCUUAUCCCCCCACUCUCUGGUCAAAGAAUUAAUUCCGCGCCAUGCGCAUUCGUGUGUUGGAAAUAAUUUGUGAAUGAAAGUGGUUGUUUAGGGAUGGCGGGGGCGGUGAAGAGUGGCGCGGCGCGACUUAUAGUACGCGCCGUCUCAUAUUAUCAUGGGAUUUUUCGUGAGAAGCAUCCACUUGGUGAUCAUACAUUCAUACACGAACACUUUAGUUGCUCAACGGGAGCUGAGCUGGAAGGUUGUCUUUGGGAAUUCUUGCUAGUGGUGAGCUUUUGGUGUGCCGAAGAAAAUAAAGGAGUAACUUCUGUGUGUGGGGAAAAGAUUUCAAUUCUCGCAGCAACAUUCCGCGCGGUGCCAAUGAUGGCUCUGUAGGGAAUUUUUCUUUGGGCGUUUUAUCAAUACGUUGCGUGCUUGAAAAAAAAAGUGACGAAGGGUGUGCAAUAUUGAAAAAUUAUGUCAACACAGAGCAUUCGUAUAAAUACGGGUGAGAGUGUUGAGGGUCCUCAGGAGGGUACCAAAUCCUGCGGAUGGUUCACCUUCAGACCAAAAUGCAUUCAGACAUUCUUGUCACCCAAAUGGGCUCUCUUCUGGUUGUGCUGGGCAGGAGCUGUUCAGGGAUUAGUCGUCAAUGGAUUUAUUAACGUUGUCAUCACGACCAUUGAGCGUCGCUUUGGGCUCAAAUCAUCACAGACAGGCCUCGUGGCGAGCGGCUAUGAUAUUGCAUCCUUCCUCUGCCUUGUUCCUGUGACAUACUUUGGGGGCCGCAGUGGGGCAUCAAAGCCCAAGUGGAUUGGCAUUGGGGUGAUCCUCAUGGCAUUGGGAUCCUUCACCUUCUCCCUGCCACAUUUCCUCGUUGGACACUACAGAGCAACUGGGAGCGACAGCAACAUCUGCCCAUCGGACCUAAACGCCACAAAUACCUCCAAUUCGCAGGGAAAUUCACCAGCAGAUUUAUGUAUUGUCACGGGUGAAAAUGGAAUAGAUGACUCCCAUGAGGAUUUAUCGUGGAACGUGUGGCUGUUUUUCAUCGCUCAAUUGCUCCAUGGUGCCGGUGCAUCGCCCCUCUAUACGCUGGGCGUUACCUACAUUGAUGAGAAUGUCUCCAAGAAGAUGUCUUCUGUGUACUUAGGGAUUUACUACACGACUGCAAUCAUUGGACCAGCUGUGGGAUACGUUGUUGGGGGUCAAUUGCUUCUCUUCUACACGGAUAUGGUGUCUGUGGAUCCUCUUGUAUUUGGGUUGACACCGGAGAGUAAGGUGUGGGUUGGAGCAUGGUGGGUGGGAUUUGUAUUUAUGGCGGUCUUCUGCCUUUUGCUCUCUAUCCCAAUCCUUGCCUUUCCACCCUCUCUUCCUGGAGCUGAUGAGCUGCGUCUCGAGAAGGUUUCGGAAGCACACGAUGGCGGUGAUAGCAGUGCAGGUACGCAGAAAUUCUCAAAAGUCCGUGAGAUGCCCAAAGCACUUUGCAGUCUUCUCAAGAAUCCAACAUUCUUCUUCUUAAAUCUCGCCGGAGCUUCCGAAGGUUUGAUAAUAGCGGGAUUUGCAGCAUUUCUACCGAAGCAAAUUGAGAAUCAGUUCAGUGUAACUGCUGUCUGGUCAGCACUACUAAUGGGAAUCAUCACUGUUCCCGCUGGAGGUGGUGGAACUUUCCUCGGGGGAUAUUUAGUGAAAAAAUUAAAUCUCUCCUGUGCUGGGAUUAUCAAACUCUGUCUCGUGGCUACUUUCUUUGCAAGCCUCUUUACAAUAUGCUUCUUCCUUUCCUGUCCCAAUCCUACUUUUGCCGGAGUUACCACCUCCUACCGCAUGGAUGAUGUAGCUGCUGCUCUCCCUGGCAAUGGACUGCACUUGGUACAUCCGUGCAACAGCAAAUGCUCCUGCAGCAGAAUGAACUAUGAUCCUGUGUGCGGAAUCGAUGGAAUUAUGUACUAUUCUCCCUGCCAUGCGGGAUGUGAGCAAGAAAAGAGCCUAGACCAGUCUAAAAUUUACCUAAACUGUGACUGCAUAGACGGGAACUCUUCUUCAACCGGCUACGAAGCUAUAAAUACGAUGUGCGAUUCAACAUGUAAUCAUCUCUGGAUUUUUGUGAGUCUCUGCUUCUUUGUAAUGUUCUUCACAUUCCUCGCCACCAUGCCCGCUCUUUCGGCUACCCUUCGAUGUGUUCAUGAAGAUCAGCGUUCAUUCGCUUUGGGUAUUCAGUGGAUUAAGGUGCGCAUAUUGGGUACAAUUCCUGCUCCCAUGAUCUUUGGUUCUCUCAUCGAUGAAUCCUGCAUUCUGUGGCAAGAAUCUUGUGACAAAUUUGGCGCCUGUCUGGUCUACGAUAAUCUCUACAUGAGUCGCUACAUGCUUGCGCUGGCCUUCAUCGGCAAGGUUUGCUCCGUUAUCUUCUUCCUCGGCGCAUGGUGGUUCUACAUCCCACCUAAAACUACUGCCACCGUUGUCGUAGCCAGGCAGCUGCAAGUGGCUGCUGUGAAUGGUAAAUGUGGAGAAAAUCACCUUCCGGGUCAGGACAAUGAAGAAAAAUACUAAAAUGAGUUUUUCUGUGGAUUCGUGACGUAUAGCUUAAAUCCCUUUUAGGCAUUGCAUGUAAUUUUUACCUAAUUAUAUAUUAAAACUAUUUAUUAUGUAGACAUUUCCAUUUUUAUACCAUUAGAGAUGGAGGAUAAAUAAAAAUCGUAAUGUGGAAAGAAAA